Messenger RNA from Bactrocera dorsalis (oriental fruit fly), 4244 nucleotides. RefSeq names its product multidrug resistance protein homolog 65 (gene Mdr65). Lineage: Eukaryota; Metazoa; Arthropoda; Insecta; Diptera; Tephritidae. The transcript has 12 exons. Gene Ontology annotation, cellular component: membrane. Gene Ontology annotation, molecular function: ATP hydrolysis activity; ATP binding; ABC-type transporter activity. The record is from RefSeq and is a predicted model, not a curated record. Gene Ontology annotation, biological process: transmembrane transport. Bases 174 to 4067 code for a protein of 1297 amino acids.
CUGUUAACGAAUAAAAAGAUGCUUAGACAAUUUCAUUUCUCACAUUAAGUGAUCAGUUUGUGGAAAGUAGUCACUUGGGUCAGUGCUUUGAUAUUAAAGUGUGCAUAGGUGACGGUGCCUCCACAUUAAUUUUGCAGAAUACACUUAUAAUAUAACCAUAUAGUAUAAUCAAAAUGAAUGGAAAGGAUGAAAACGACUAUGACGAAAGGACAUCCGCGGGUAUGGAAGAAUACUCAGACGAAUGGGAGCAUGGAAGCAAACGAACCAUAAGUUUUUUCAAACUAUAUCGAUUUUCAUCGGCUUUUGAAAAUAUUCUACUAUUUAUUGGAUUAAUAAUGUCCCUUAUAAAAGCGCUUACACUCCCAGCAGUGGUAAUAGUUUAUAGUGAAUUUACCGCAAUGUUAGUCGAUCGCACAUUGGCAAUUGGUACCAGUUCUAAAACGUAUGCACUACCCAUUUUCGGUGGUGGCAAAAUGCUAACGAACGCAACAAACGAAGAGAAUAUGUCGGAGUUGUACAAUGAUUCCAUUUCUUAUGGCAUUCUUUUGGCAAUAACAUCUAUAAUUAUGUUGAUAUCGGGUGUUCUAACUGUGGAUAUUUUUAAUUUUGUGGCGUUGAGACAAGUAACCCGGAUGCGAAAAAUAUUAUUCGAAUCUGUUAUUAGACAAGACAUUGCGUGGCAUGAUAUGGCGACUAAACAAAACUUCACGCAGCAAAUAAUAGAUGAUGUAGAAAAAGUCAGGGACGGGAUGUCCGAGAAGGUUGCUCACUUCUUAUACCUCAUAUUUGGAUUUAUUAUAACAAUAUGCAUAUCGUUUGCUUAUGGUUGGAAGCUCACAUUGGCAGUCAGUGUAUACAUACCAAUUGUUAUUUUACUGAAUUAUUAUGUGGGAAAGUAUCAAAGUAAGCUAACCAAAAGAGAACAGGAAUCCUACGCCGGAGCCGGAAACAUUGUGGAGGAAGUUCUUACUGCUAUACGAACUGUCGUAGCCUUUGGUGCGGAGAAAAAGGAAUCCGAGCGCUAUGAUAACUAUUUGAUACCUGCUCGUAAAGCCAGUCAAAGCAAGGGUGCGUUCUCGGGAUUUAGUGACGGUGUUUUAAAAUCAAUGCUCUUUCUUUCUUGCGCUGGCGCAUUCUGGUAUGGCGUUAACUUAAUUCUUGAAAAUAGAAAUUUGGAAGACAAGGAGUAUACCCCUGCAAUUUUAAUGAUAGCAUUUUUUGGAAUUAUUGUUGGUGCUGAUAAUAUUGCACGUACGGCACCAUUUUUAGAAUCCUUUUCUACUGCACGAGGUUCGGCCACAAAUAUUUUCAAAGUUAUCGAUACGAAAUCAAAGAUUGACCCAUUAUCCAGUGAUGGCAAACUACUUAACUAUGGAUUGCGGGGAGAGAUUGAAUUUAAAGAUGUAUUCUUUCGGUAUCCAUCUCGUCCAGAUAUUAUUGUACAUCGCGGGCUGAAUUUCAAAGUUAACGGGGGUCAGACUGUAGCUCUCGUUGGUUCAUCUGGUUGCGGAAAAUCGACUUGCAUUCAACUUUUGCAGCGCUUCUAUGAUCCAAUUUUCGGUUCAGUUACUUUAGAUGGUUUGGACAUUAAAAAAUAUAAUAUCCAUUGGUUGAGAUCUAACAUGGCGGUGGUUGGUCAAGAACCGGUAUUAUUCCAAGGAACUAUAGCGGAUAAUAUUAGUUAUGGCAAAGCAACCGCUACUCAACGAGAGAUAGAGGCUUCAGCCAAAGCUGCUGGUGUGCAUGACUUUAUUUGCAGUUUGCCUGAGAGUUACCUUACUGUUAUCGGCGAAAAGGGAUCUCAGCUCUCCGGUGGGCAAAAGCAGCGUAUUGCUAUAGCGCGAGCUCUUAUACAGGAUCCUAAAAUACUAUUGCUGGACGAAGCAACAUCUGCACUAGAUUAUCAUUCUGAAAAAGACAUUCAACAAGCUUUGGACUUGGUAAGCAAAGGUCGAACAACCAUUGUUGUAUCUCACCGGUUAUCAGCUAUACGCGGGGCGGAUAAAAUAGUAUUCUUACAUGAAGGCAAAGUAUUCGAAGAGGGUUCACACGAGGAUCUCAUAGCAUUGAAAGGAAUGUAUUAUAAUAUGGUACGCGCUGGUGAUAUAAAUGUAGCGGAUGCUACUGAGGACAAUGCAAUGGAAGAGAAGAAAAUUAAUGUCAGCUCGUUCGAGAAAUCUUUCGAAACUGAUUUAAUAAAUUUGGAUAAAAAUCAUAUUUCAUAUGAACACCCAGUCUUGCAUGCCAAUCAUAAAGAGAAAACAACAGAUGAUGAUGACGCUUCUGGAGGAAACUUCUUUAUAACGUUCAGACGAAUUUUAAAGAUUGCACGCCCGGAGUGGUGUAUGCUUCUUUUUGGUGCCGCAUGUGCGAUAGCGUUUGGCUUCACUUAUCCAGCAUUUUCGGUAAUCUUUGGAGAAUUUUAUGCCGCUUUAGCGCAACCUGACGAAGAAGUUGCUUUGCAUCGCACUUCGCUUCUAUCAAUUUACUGCUUAAUAUUGGGAGUCUUAACUGGUGUGGGCUGCUUUCUACAAACAUAUUUAUUCAAUUAUGCGGGUGUAUGGUUAACAACAAGAAUGCGCUCAAUGACAUUUAUGGCGAUAAUGCGACAAGAAGCGGCUUGGUUCGACCAAGAAACUAACUCUGUGGGCUCACUCUCAGCGAGAUUAACCGGCGACGCCUCCGGUGUACAAGGCGCUAUUGGCUAUCCACUAAGCGGUUUACUGCAAGCAUUUUCUAACUUUGUCAUCGCAUUAACGCUAUCACUUUAUUAUUCAUGGAAGCUGGCUUUAGUGUGCGUAUGCGCUUGUCCCGUUAUAAUCGGAUCCAUCAUAUUUGAAUCCAAAUUCAUGAGUGCUUCUUUGGUACACGAGAAGACAGCUUUGGAGGAGGCGUCUCGCAUUGCAACAGAAGCCAUAUCGAAUAUUCGAACAAUCGCUGGUUUGCGGCGCGAAGCUCAGAUUAUCGAACGUUAUAACCUGGAAAUUGACAAAGUUAGGUCAAUAAUCGGACAAAAGUUAAAGUAUCGAGGUUUGAUCAAUGCAUCUGGACAAGCAUUCGUAUUCUUUGCUUAUGCAGCGGCCCUUUGCUAUGGGGGAGUGUUAGUGUCAGAAGGAAAGGUUCCAUUCCAAGAUAUUAUCAAAGUAUCAGAAACACUUUUAUAUGGGUCCAUGAUGUUAGCUCAAUCAUUAGCCUUCGCUCCGGCCUUUACUGCUGCUCUAGUAGCGGCCCAUCGGCUAUUCCAAAUUUUAGAUCGUACGCCAAAAGUUUUAUCUCCUCAUGGACGAGAGAACACGACCGCAGGGAAAGGGCCAAUAAUGUUCGAAGGUGUACGAUUUUCAAAUAUCGAAUUUAAAUAUCCCACACGACCGGAUGUGAAAAUUUUAAACGGACUAAAUUUGGAAGUGCAAAAGGGAAAGACUGUGGCUCUGGUUGGACGUUCCGGCUGUGGAAAAUCUACGUGUAUACAACUUUUAAUGCGUUUAUACGAUCCAGACAGUGGCACUAUUAGAUUGAACGACGACGACAUUCACAAAGAUGUAUCAAUCGAAGGUUUGAGAAGAAUGCUAGGGCUUGUCUCACAGGAGCCAUCUCUCUUUGAGCGUACAAUUGCUGAAAACAUCGCAUAUGGUGAUAAUUCGCGCAAAGUGUCAAUGGAUGAAAUAAUAGCAGCCGCGAAAUGUGCCAAUGCACAUUCGUUCAUUGUGUCUCUGCCAAAUGGAUAUGACACACGCUUAGGUGCACGAGGUACUCAACUAUCUGGCGGUCAAAAGCAGCGCAUUGCAAUAGCUCGAGCUUUAGUGCGGAACCCCAAAAUCUUGCUAUUAGAUGAAGCAACAUCUGCUUUAGACUUGCAGAGCGAACAGCUAGUGCAACAGGCUCUAGAUGUAGCAUGUACUGGACGCACGUGUAUAGUUAUAGCACAUCGUCUAUCAACUGUUCAAAAUGCUGACGUAAUUUGCGUUUUGAAAAAUGGUAAAAUAGUAGAAAUUGGAAACCAUCAGCAACUUAUUGCACUUAAUGGAAUUUAUUCAAAGCUUCACAAAAUGCAGAGUCACGAAAAAUAAUUCUUAAUUGAAUUAGGUUAGGGGAUAUUGUAUGAAGGAUUUUUAACGUGAUGAAUUCGAUGUGAUUGGAAAUAUCAAAUUUGUAUGUAUAUUUAAAUGUAUGCUUUUAUGUUUACUAAGUGUAAAGAUGAAAAAUGUAAUGUAACGUAUGUAUUUUGAUGCUAUAAAUCCUUUUUA